This is a messenger RNA of Balaenoptera ricei (Rice's whale), 3523 nucleotides long. Its product is annotated as helicase ARIP4-like. Gene Ontology annotation, molecular function: ATP hydrolysis activity; ATP binding; ATP-dependent chromatin remodeler activity. The transcript has 13 exons. Lineage: Eukaryota; Metazoa; Chordata; Mammalia; Artiodactyla; Balaenopteridae. The record is from RefSeq and is a predicted model, not a curated record. Gene Ontology annotation, cellular component: nucleus. The annotation marks the transcript as partial.
GGUGCACCCCUACUUCUCAUAUUGUUGACUAAGAGCAGGCCCUCUCACCCUCUUACUUCGGAUCCUCUUCCCUCCCUAGAGUUUGAGAAGGCCUUAUGCCGCCCUGGCCCUGAUGUGGUAAUCUGUGACGAGGGACACCGCAUCAAAAACUGCCAGGCCAGCACCUCACAGGCCCUGAAGAACAUUCGCUCUCGCCGCCGGGUGGUGCUGACCGGAUACCCCCUGCAGAACAACCUCAUCGAGUACUGGUGCAUGGUAGACUUUGUGCGCCCAGACUUCCUUGGCACCCGGCAGGAGUUCAGCAACAUGUUUGAGCGCCCCAUCCUGAAUGGACAGUGUAUUGACAGCACGCCUCAGGAUGUCCGCCUCAUGCGGUACCGGAGCCAUGUCCUGCACAGCCUCCUGGAGGGCUUUGUGCAGAGGAGAGGCCACACUGUGCUGAAGAUUCAUCUCCCUGCCAAGGAAGAAAAUGUGAUCCUGGUGCGACUCUCUAAGAUCCAGCGAGAUUUGUAUACACAGUUCAUGGACCGCUUCCGGGACUGUGGUAGCAGCGGCUGGCUGGGGCUGAACCCCCUCAAGGCUUUCUGUGUCUGCUGCAAGAUCUGGAAUCACCCCGACGUGCUGUACGAAGCCCUUCAGAAGGAGAACCUGGCCAAUGAGCAAGACUUAGACGUGGAAGAGCUUGGUUCAGCAGGGACUAGUGCCCGCUGCCCUUCACACGGAACAAAAGGCAAGGGUGAGGACAGCGCCUCAAUGGGAGAGGCGACCAAUAGCAAGUUCCUACAAGGGGUUGGCUUUAACCCUUUCCAGGAGCGAGGCAACAACAUUGUCACAUAUGAAUGGGCCAAGGAUCUUUUGACUAAUUAUCAGACUGGUGUCUUAGAGAACUCUCCCAAGAUGGUACUGCUUUUCCACCUGAUUGAGGAAAGUGUGAAGCUUGGAGACAAGAUCCUUGUGUUCAGCCAGAGCCUUUCCACCUUGGCUUUAAUCGAGGAGUUCCUAGGGAAACGAGAAGCUCCCUGUCUACCUGGUGCUGAGGGGCAAGGAGUACAGAAGUGGGUUCGAAACGUCAGCUACUUCCGGCUAGAUGGUAGCACCCCUGCCUUUGAGAGGGAGCGGCUCAUUAAUCAGUUCAAUGAUCCCAGCAACCUCACCACCUGGCUGUUCCUUCUCUCCACAAGGGCUGGGUGCUUGGGCGUGAAUCUGAUUGGUGCCAACCGAGUGGUGGUGUUUGAUGCUUCCUGGAACCCUUGCCAUGAUGCUCAGGCAGUAUGUCGGGUAUACCGUUAUGGCCAGAAAAAGCCCUGUCACAUCUAUCGCCUUGUGGCUGAUUUCACCCUCGAAAAGAAGAUCUAUGACCGUCAGAUUUCCAAGCAGGGCAUGUCAGAUCGGGUCGUGGAUGAUCUCAAUCCAAUGCUGAACUUUACUCGAAAGGAGGUGGAGAACCUACUGCACUUUGUUGAGAAGGAGCCAGCUCCCCAAGCAUCCUUGAACAUAAAGGGGAUCAAGGAGCCAGUCCUGCAACUUGCCUGUCUGCAAUACCCUCACCUCAUCACCAAGGAGCCUUUUGAGCAUGAGUCAUUGCUCCUUAACCGAAAGGAUCACAAGCUGACCAAAGCUGAGAAAAAAGCAGCAAAGAAAAGCUAUGAGGAAGACAAACGUACAUCGGUCCCCUACACCCGCCCAUCAUAUGCGCAGUAUUACCCCGCCAGUGACCAGAGCCUGACCAGCAUCCCUGCCUUCAGUCAGAGAAACUGGCAGCCAACACUGAAGAGUGAUGAGAAGCCUGUGGCCAGUGUUCGCCCUGUACAGUCCACCCCGAUCCCCAUGAUGCCACGGCAUGUCCCACUGGGAGGUAGUGUAAGCUCUGCCUCCAGCACAAAUCCAGCUAUGAACUUCCCAAUCAACUACCUGCAACGUGCGGGAGUCCUUGUGCAGAAGGUGGUCACCACAACAGAUAUUGUUAUUCCUGGACUCAACAGCUCCACAGACGUACAGGCAAGAAUUAAUGCUGGUGAGAGCAUCCACAUCAUCCGUGGGACAAAAGGGACAUACAUCCGUACCAGUGAUGGGCGAAUCUUUGCUGUCCGGGCGACUGGCAAACCAAAGGCCCCUGAAGAUGGUCAGAUGGCUGCCUCAGGUUCCCAGGGGCCUUCUCUCGAGUCUACAAGCAACGGCAGACACAGUGCCUCAUCACCCAAAGCCCCCGACCCUGAGGGGCUGGCCAGGCCUGUCUCUCCAGACAGCCCGGAGAUCAUCAGUGAGCUCCAGCAGUAUGCAGAUGUGGCUGCUGCCCGGGAAUCCCGUCAGAGCUCCCCAAGCUCCAAUGCUGCCCUGCCUGGCCCCCCAGCUCAACUUGUGGACAGCAGUGCUGUUCCUGGGACAGCUCUUGGGACUGAACCUAGACAUGGGGGUCAUUGCCUCAAUAGUUCCCUCUUGGUGACCGGCCAGCCCUGUGGUGACAGGCACCCAGUGUUGGACUUAAGGGGCCACAAGCGAAAGUUGGCCACACCACCUGCUGCCCAGGAGUCAGCCCGCCGGCGGUCCAGGAAGGGCCAUCUGCCAGCCCCCGUGCAGCCGUAUGAACACGGGUAUCCAGUUUCUGGCGGGUUUGCCAUGCCACCCGUCUCCUUAAACCAUAACCUCACCCCACCCUUCACCUCCCAGGCUGGGGAGAAUUCCCUGUUUAUGGGCAGUACCCCCUCCUACUACCAGCUGUCCAAUUUGCUGGCAGAUGCCCGCCUGGUGUUUCCAGUGACUACUGACCCUCUGGUGCCAGCAGGCCCCGUCAGUUCCUCUUCCACGGCUACCUCAGUCACUGCCAGCAACCCCUCCUUCAUGCUCAACCCCUCUGUACCAGGGAUACUACCCAGCUACUCACUCCCGUUCUCACAGCCACUCCUGUCCGAGCCGAGGAUGUUUGCGCCUUUUCCUUCCCCUGUCUUGCCCAGCAACCUUUCACGGGGCAUGUCUGUCUACCCAGGCUACAUAUCCCCACAUGCAGGCUACCCAGCUGGCGGCCUUCUCCGGUCCCAGGUGCCUCCGUUUGACUCUCAUGAGGUUGCUGAGGUGGGGUUCAGCUCCAAUGAUGAUGAGGAUAAGGACGAUGAUGUAAUAGAGGUCACUGGGAAAUAGCUGGGGAUCCCCUCUGCACCUCACUCGGGGCCCCAGCAGGUUGCCCACCAAGAUGGAAGGCAGCAAUCUGGGCUUUCUGAGAAUAGGGCACUUGGCAGGAGGGAAAAGGAAGAGGACAAAGAAGGUGGUUGACCAUAGGUGGCAGGGCUCUGUUGCUGUUUAACAAAAGAGGCAAAAGUAAUCCAACAGAGCAGCAAUAGUGGGAAAUCAGGGACCUAAAACAGGAAUGGAGAGGCAGAGCAGUCUGCCUCUCUUCCUGCCUGCCUUGCUUAUGCUGUCUGCUUGCUUGCUUGCCCAUCUGAGGGUAGAUGCUCACAUCCCAUUUCUGUCUUUGGGAACAUUCUCUCCCGAGAGAGCUGCCUUACUGGGUGAAUUAGCUUGGCCUGGA